AUGAAAAUAUGUAAAGAAAUUAAAUUUUUAUUGGAAAUAUUUGUAUUUUUUUGUUUCUUUUUUAAAUAUGAAUUUACUAGAGGUUCAUAUAAAACAAAAGGCUACCCUCUAAUACAUAUGAUAUAUAACAAUGCAUCUAUUGGUUCUAGUAGUUACUCACUUAAAAAUAAUAUAAUAAAUUUAUUGUUUCUAUAUGAAAAUAUAAAAUUUAGAGAAAAUUCUUUAACAAUUGAUAAUUUAGCAGAUAUGAAAGAUGAAACAAAAAUAGAAAGAUUAGUUAGAGAAAAAGUUCAAUAUAUUAAUAAAUAUGUAAAUAAGCGCCAAUUAAUUAAAUUUUCAGGUAUUAUCUAUUUAUAUGAAAUAAUAAAUGGAAAUAAUUUUUACUUUUUAAUGCAUUUUAUUAUGGCAAAUAAUAAUAAUGGGUUAGUAAUAAUAUUACCAAAUAAUCCAUAUAUAGACAUUAAUGAAUUUCUUAGAAUAAACAAAAUAAGUAAAGAUGAUCAUAUCACCGAGGAAAAAUUAGAAAAAAGAAUUAUUUUCAUUCAAAAAUUAUUACUAAAUUUAAAAUUAAACCAAUCUAUAUAUUUUAUAGAAGAUGAUAGCGAAAUAAAAAAGAUUUAUGAAAAUUACAAAAGUAAAUUUGGAUAUUUUGAUUUAACUAGAAAUGCGAGUGUUCAAUUUUCUAAAAGCCAACAUAUUUAUAAAUUGAAUUCUAAGAGUUUAUUUUUUUUUUUAAGUAAAGAUAACAUUCAUAUUGAUUCUAUAUUUAACAAACAAGAAAAUAGUGAAACAUUUAUUUUAACAAAAAAAAAAACAAUUAUUAUUUGUAUUGACUAUAAUAUAUUUAAUAUAAUAAGUGACUUUUCUUUGAAAAGUACAUCAAUAAAUUCAUCGAUUAUUGUAAUCAAUCAAUUAAUUAAAUUAUUUUCUGAUGUUUAUAAUAAUGAAGAAGUAAAUUAUAAUUUAUUAUUUUUUUUUACAAAUUACUAUUAUGGUAUAGAAUACUUUGUCGAUAAUGUCAACUCUGUAUUUAAAGACAGUAUAGAAUUUGUUCUUUGUUUAGAAAAUUUAAAUGAAUCUGAUUUCUAUAUUUACGAAACUAACAAAUCUCAACCUCCGCAUAUAUUACGUUUCUAUGACAUAUUAAAAGAAACAAUAAAAAUUAAUUUAAAAAAAGAAUUAAAAAUAGAAACUCAGAAAAUAAAAAUUCACAAUAAGCAUUUGCCUAAAAUUCAUGAAUAUUUUGUAUUAAAAAAUCUUACUAGUUUUUCCUUGAGUUCAGAAAAUAGAACAGCUACAUUUCUUAACAGAACACCUAUAAUAGAACAAAAGUUAAAAAAGGAAAAUAUAAAGAAUCAUAUAAAAAAUAUAUUUGAAUCCAUUUAUAUUUAUAUAAAGGAUUACAAAGAAAAAUUAGAUGAAGAAAAUAUUAAAAAUAAGUUUUCGCAUUAUGCCAACUUGAUUAAUUUUGAUGAUAUAAUUGAUCUAAAUGAAAACCUUAAUAAAUAUAAUAAAUUUUUUAUUUAUAAAGAUGAUAUAGGAAAAUUAUUUGAUUACUUUAAAAGUGUAAUGAAUCAGUAUAUUAACGAUUCUAAUUUUAUGAUAAAAGAUUACAAAAUACCACAUGAUAAAAAACAAAAAUAUUUUUAUCAAAGAUAUGUUAAUAUUACUUUUUCAAUGGCUAUAUCAUAUAUUUUUCAUUAUAUGCAUUUUCUUUUUGUCUUGCUAUUUUUAUUUAUUUUAUAUAUUUUUGUAAAUUUUUAUUUAGGACCUUUGUGCUAA
Messenger RNA from Plasmodium relictum, 1782 nucleotides. Its product is annotated as conserved Plasmodium protein, unknown function. The coding region runs from base 1 to 1782 and encodes 593 amino acids. The transcript has a single exon. Gene Ontology annotation, biological process: regulation of signal transduction. Gene Ontology annotation, cellular component: endoplasmic reticulum membrane. Lineage: Eukaryota; Apicomplexa; Aconoidasida; Haemosporida; Plasmodiidae. The record is from RefSeq and is a predicted model, not a curated record.